AAAAUGAACCUUAUUUCCCUCGGUCUGGCUGUGGCGGGAGUUUGGCAGUUGCAGAGAGGGCGGCAGCACCUGGUGUUCUCUGUGAAAUGUGAGUUUUAACCGCGUAAGGCAGCGCUCCAGCUGCUGUCGCGGUUUUGCCGACUCAUCUUCUGUCUUCGGGUCAGCCCGCAGCUCCCAGACCCUCCCCGUCCGCCCGCGGGAACUCUGGCGGCCCAGGUGUUAUUCCCUGGCUUCUGCAGCAUUCGUGCUCAAUUUUUCCUGGAAAGCCCAUUUGAAAUGGAACCACGAUCCCAGGAGCAGUUUGCUCAUGCCGUUUUGGCGUUAGUGUUGGAGUGGCGGCUAUGGAAAGCUAUUGUUACUUAGCUGCAUCUUCGGGGAAAAUGUGUGGUCUGUGACUGCCCUUCCACCUCUGGGAAGCUUGCCUGCCCGCAGCUUGAAUGCGAAGUGUUGUUCGAUGUCAGCCUAGGAGGGGUUAGAAAAACGACUGCUGAUUAGAAUGGGAAUGUGGACUAGUGUCCCAGUUGCAUUUGGGUUAAGACUUCUGGUAGUCUCUGUUUGAAGCAAUAUAUAUUCGCUAUGUUUUCUGUGUAUUCCUUUUGAAACUCUCCUUCUCACUCCUACCUGCUCCCCCUGUUUGGCCCUUCUUCCUCCCCCACUGGUUGUAACUAAGCCAGUGUCUCAGUGCACUAAGUUCUGCGAUGGAGCAGAUUUGAGAACUUUCUGAAUGGUUCGUGUCAUACUGCAGUUCUUUGCUUCUUCGGUAGUUGUCUUAUUUUCUUUGUAACUGCAUUAUGAGUGCAGCCCCUGAUAUGAUGAUCGUUUUCCAAAUGCCAUCAGUAUAUUUAGCCUGGACUAUUUCAGACUAUUACAUUCCCCCUAUUUGGGAGGAGGGGGAGAAGGUUCUGCAGAGUGGGAUGGAACAGGAUAGCGUGAGAAGCUGUUUUGCAGAGUUCCAAAGGGAAACUUUCUCUUCACAUUUGAUCGGAAUUAAUCAUUGUCAACUUUCAUCCUCUCUAGAAAAGUCCUAGACACAGAUCACAGCUUUAAGUGUAGCUUUAGAGUGCUUCCACAUUAUGGAGGCCCAUGUCACCAUCUUAUCCCAGUGUCAUGUGUGUUUUCCAAGAGGUCAUCAGAGAUAAGGUUUGAUGCAGUCCAAAAGGCACUGUUCUGUUGUGUGGCUGUUCUUCAUGCCUAUGUGAAGAUACUGAGAAAUAACUGGAAAAUUAACUUUGUCGUGCAUAUGGAUUGAAAUGCAGCAAGUGCUGAUUUGCAAGGUAAAAUGGCCUUAACUGCUUUCAUCUUAUGAAUGAGCAUAGAUGUAACCAAUUCUUGCACUUUCACUAACAAAAGGCUUUGUGUUCCCUUUUAUUUAUUGUUUAACUGCUGGCUUUUACCAUUGGGAGAUGGUGACUUUGGAUCUUGCGUCUAAAUCACUGAGAAACCUUUCUCAGUGCAACAGUGUAACUUCCAGAACAAAUCGGUCAGUCACCUCGGCAGGAAAUCCUUAAUAUGGAGCGUUUCCCAAGUGUGCCUGAACUACGUCUUAGGAAAUAAAGAAAUGGAUGGGAUGGAUGAAACAUCUAAAAAAAUCCUAGAGCCAUACCAGUAUUUGCUUCAACUACCAGGUAAACAAGUGAGAACCAAACUGUCACAGGCCUUUAAUCACUGGCUGAAUGUUCCAGAAGAUAAAAUACAGGUUAUCAUUGAAGUGACAGAGAUGUUGCACAAUGCAAGCCUACUUGUGGAUGAUAUUGAAGAUAACUCAAAACUACGACGGGGCUUUCCAGUGGCACACAGUAUCUAUGGAAUUCCAUCUGUAAUCAACUGUGCUAAUUAUGUUUAUUUUCUUGGCUUAGAGAAGGUUUUAACCCUUGAUCAUCCAGAUGCUGUUAAAGUUUUUACCCGUCAACUUCUGGAACUCCAUAAAGGACAAGGCUUGGAUAUUUACUGGAGGGAUACCUACACCUGUCCUACAGAGGCUGAGUAUAAAGCAAUGGUACUGCAAAAGACAGGUGGUCUGUUUGGAUUGGCUGUAGGCCUCAUGCAGCUGUUCUCAAAUUAUAAAAAAGACUUAAAGCCACUUCUUAACACGCUUGGUCUCUUCUUCCAAAUAAGAGAUGACUACGCCAACUUACACUCCAAAGAAUAUAGUGAGAACAAAAGUUUUUGUGAAGACUUAACUGAGGGCAAGUUCUCAUUCCCAACCAUUCAUGCAAUUUGGUCAAGACCUGAAAGUACUCAGGUGCAAAACAUUUUACGUCAAAGGACGGAGAACAUAGAUAUAAAAAAAUACUGUGUACAUUACCUUGAAAAUGUUGGUUCUUUUGAGUACACUCGGAAUACAUUGAAAGAGCUUGAAUCUGAAGCCUAUAAACAAAUUGAAUCACUUGGGGGAAACCCUGAGCUUGUAGCACUAGUUCAACAGCUGAGCAAAAUGUUCAAAGAAACUGAAAAUUAAAAAAUUAAUUUCUGGGUGUGGAUUAAAACUCUUUUGGAAAUGGGAAAAUAACCAGAUGGAGAGGUGCGAUAAUCAGUCUUAUGUAAAACUUCCUCUUGCAGCCAAGUUUCAGAAAUUGCUGUUAAAAAUAACUUGGCAUUGAGUUUUGAAAUAUGUACCUUAUUAUCUCUAAAGUCUUAAUUGUAACUGCUUUACAGUUGGUUUUGUUAAAGCAGUUGUACUAGAACUAAAGAAGUUUUAAGUCUAAAUGUAAUAGUCGUGACACAAUCAUAGGCAUUAUUUCACACCUAAAACUGUUGAGCCCCUAACCAGGCUAUGAUAGAAUUCUGGUUGAAAUUCUGUGUUUUAAAUUAAAUCAGGUUGACCUAUGUGUAUAAUGCAUUUUAAACAAUGCUCUUGUAAACCAAAAUUUGUGUUUAAAAAAAAAAGAUACUCGCAACCACAAUGCACAUAAAACUGUUGUGUGAUAUUUCUAAGUUUGACUUGUGAAGAUCAGGUGAAUCAGUUUACUGUGUCCUGGGGUGAAUAUGCUAUCCAGCUUUUGUGGAUAUUUUCAGGGGAAUGUGAAUUAUGAAAGAUACAAUUUUGUAUGCAAAUAAGAUAUGCUCAGUCUGAAAUUGUGACUUCAUUAAGAUUUUGAAGUACCUGAGAGAAAAGAUUUCAUCACAUCAGCAAAGGGCAAAUUUGCUGCUGAUUCCAGCUCUGCAGUGAGUGAUUUUGCUCACCUGGUUUUAGAUUUUGAAAUUGUCAAACAUUCUGUAACCAGAAACUUAAAUCUAUGCAUUAGCCCUCAUAAAUGACAAUAGAAUAAGCUGCUAUUAGAAAUGGAAAGGGAUUCACACCAGAUAACUAUAGGACACCAUAACUGGUGCAGGUCUCUUUUAUCUCUGAUUAUAAUUGAGGGGUUUCUCUAAGCCUUUAUUCAUAAUUCAUAUUUCAUUCCUGUUCUGAAUUGCUGUCUGGAGGCAUUUUCUACAUCUCUCCAAAGAGACAAGAGCUGUAAUUUUUUUGUUAAAGUACAGUAUCUUGUUUUACAAGCUACAAUACCACUUCAGUUUUGUUAAUUGCUUAAAUAGAGCUUUAAAAUUAUAGACAUACCAAAAUAGAACUGCGACUGAGAGCCAGAUUUAGGGGUGGGGGUAGGUAUCAAUAUAUAUAUAAAUAAAUAUAUAGAAAAGUGUUAAUAAAAUGUAAGCAGAGAAACUUGUUUUUUUAAUUGCCUGGGCUGGCUUUAAUCAGGUUCAGUUCCCUUAGUAUUCACAGGUAUAUUAAGCUUUGCUUUGGGCUAGCAAGGUAAUGGUUUGGAUCAAAGGUAGGACUGGUACUGUAAGAUGUGAUGCUAGCUCAAGCAUACUCUGAAAUGGACAGAGGUAGUUGCCUUCUGAUGGCUAAAGGAUAGUUUUAUUAAGGUGUUCAUUUACUGUACCUGGAAAACAGGGAGAGCUAUGAUCUCAGUCCCCGAGAAAACUAACUGAAGGAGGUUGCUGUAAUGCCUUCCCUGGGCAGCCUUAAUAUCUUUCUGAAAGUGAUCAAACAUGACAAAAUUGAGGAUGACUGCUUUCAGUCUGAAAUAUGUAGUUAUGGAUGAUAGCCUAUUCCUUUUAUCUGCAUGCUGAGGAGAAAUCUUUGUCUGAUUAGACACAGAAUAAUAGGCUUUUCACUGAAUGGACCUGGUUACCAGGACUGAAUAGCUUAAAGUUGGUGAAAGGUGUCUUUAAUGUUAAUGAAAGAAAAUUGUAAUUCCUUUUUCAUAACUUGCAGUGCUUAGUAGGCCUGUAAAUUUUUAAUGUGUUAUGUGAAAAUACUAUCUGCAGCAAAUUACAUUUAUUUUGUGUCUUGGUAGUUUCUAAGCACUGUUGCAGUUAAUGUUGAAUGGGAGAAAGCACUGAAAAGAUUAUUGUUGUCAUGAGUCUCCUAGUCUUACUGUGAAAUGUAUCCUUGUGCCUGUUAGGAUAUUGUAACUGCAACACAAAGCGAAGUGCACUUAGUGCCAUUUCAUUUCUGUUCUGUUGCUGGAUGUAAACAGUUCUGUGUAAUCAAACUUUCAUAAUGAAGUAGCUUUUCUGACUUUUUUGUAUUAAGCUUUUGUACCAUCUGAGACUUCUGCUAUGUCAUUGCUCUUUUGUUUCAUUCUGGCAAUUCACCCCAGUAUUUAUUCUAAUUCUAUAUCUUGUAGCAUGUGCCUUCAUUUUGAGUGGGUACUUGGAUUUUUUCCAGUUGCAGACCAUUUAAACCACAAAUGGGUAAGAAGGGAAAAGUUGGUCCAGCUUUCUUUUCCCAGGUUACAAGAAGCCAUGCAAUUCUGUCUUACUCUUCUGCCUUCAGGGUGUUUGAUGCCAGUAUUCAAAGCAUGUGCUGAAGGUGUAUCUGAAGAGGCCCACAAGUAGAGCAUUGUUGCUCUUUACUUUCGUUAGGAUAAACAGGAUUGUGAGAGCUUUUUUUGAUGUAUUCAGGAGUUGGAAGAGGCUGGGAUAUUUCCCCUUCAUCUGUUAAGCUGGUAGAGCACUUUAAGUACUAAAUACCAGUCAUAAUGAUGUCCCUUAGUCAAGGCAGAUUUUAUAUUUGGUGCCAUCAGUCUGUGCAUUUUCAUCAAUAUUCUCUGAUGUUAUCACUGAUACCAGCUCCUGAUAUCAAGCAGUGUUAGGAAAAACCCUUCUUUAAAGCAACAUGGGAGUUCUUGUGACUGCAGAAUUAGUUGUGUAAGUGCCCCUCUCUGUUGCUAUGCCUCUCACAACACAGAGAGUAGUGAUUUUUCCUGAUCUUCAUAAAAUAUUCACUGCUGUACGAUGGCAAUCUGAGUUGCAAGUGGAGAUACCCACGGGGAAACAAAGGGGAUGCUGGUUUCAAUGUCAGUCCCUUUGAGCCAGAAUCAUUCCCUUUAUCUUCCUGCCAUUGCCAACAUGUUUUACUUUGAUCAGGUUAUCAGUGCAGUUCUUGGGGGUUUAGUUCUUGCAGUUCACAUUAAGAGAAAUGCAAAUACUCAUCAGUCUGGAGCAUUCUCUGCUACCUCAGUCUGUUUUCUGAUUGUGUGCUUGCUUGGAUGUAAAUGAAUGCUGUCACCUGUCUUAGAGUAGCCAGCCAUUGGAUGGGACAUCUGUCUUUGCUUUUUCAUAGGCUUAUGUUUACCCCAUCAAUUAUGAUGAAAAUUGCAUCAUCUCAAGACCUUCCUGAGGAGAUAGCUUUUUCCUCUCCUUCUGAAAUCAGACCAUUCAGGUACCCACUCAGAGCAACUUUGUAUGUAUCAGCCAGUUGUUGAUACAACACAGAAAUGUUAAUGGGAAAGAAACUGUCACCAGUUCUUUAUGCGUCUGCUUUUUGGUUGAUUUUGCUAAUCUGUCUGCUUAUGCUAUGGAAAUUUCCUGUAUAAGUGACUGUUUUCCUCAGUUAUUGUUAAAAUGCUAGCAAGGUAUAAAAACGUGGGGUUUGUGAGGGGGUUUGCACUUCUCAUAUAAAACUGGUUUGAACUUUAAUAUGCCUUUAUCACUGAAUUGGGCCAGGCUUUUAUUCAUGUGCAAGAGCCAUAUGGGCAUCUGCUGCUUUUCUUUGUCCCAUCUUAAUCAUUUUACAUUUCAGGCUUGGUAUUUGCUAAGUUCUUUGUAUUAUUUGCUCAGUACUUUCACUGUAAUUCUUCUUUCAGCUGUAUUUCUAUUCUGCUGUUAAUACCAAGCACACAUAAUACCAUCAAACUCGGUUUUGAUCCUGGACAAACAUAAUAGUCUGGGUCUUCUUUUGAAAUGUUGAAUCUUGACUCAUCAUUCACUGUCACAAAAGUAAUCUAUGAUUAAUCUGGGAUUUUCUGCAACCUUGAAAUUCCUGAAUCUUUUUUUCCAGGCAGCUAAAACCUGUAACAUUUUAUAUGACCAUAAAUUAUUUUUGUCUCAUGUAGCUUGAGCUACUUUCCUUGCCCUACAUGUUUGCUUUCAAGAUCCAUUUUGCUUUGGUGGUAGUGCCUGUUAGGUCUUUCUGUGAAUGAACAUAACUCACUAGCCCUGAGGGAGAAAAGUUAAUUUUUGUCCAGGUUAAUGAAUUAUCCCACUCAGCAAGAGCCUGAUGAAUGUCAGAGUUGGCAGGUGGACAAAGGCCAAGGAAAGAAUUUGAGAGAAUAAGAAAACUCAUUUUUGCCUCCUGAGGCUGCCUCAUGUAAUUUCACCUUGUUUUACAGAAUUUACUUGACUUUGUUAGGAAAAGCUGAAGUGUGUGUCUAGUAUCUCUGAGCUUCCCUUCUUGCUUUCCAAAUAGACUGUAAGAGAUACUUAAGUUAAAAAUUAUUUAUUCUGGUAAUUAUUUAUGUAACUUGCAUAUAUCAUCUAAAGAUUUUGAUUAAAGGUACAGAUAAAACAGAGUACAUUGUUUCAUUACUGUACAUUUCUUUCUCUUAACAAUUUUUCUUUUCUUGAAGUCAGGGAAACAAAAUCUGCCAUUUGCCUAUUUGAGUUGAUUACUACCUCACAUUAACAUCCUUUCUGAAUAAGUUUUAUCAUAGCUGAUCAUCAAUGUUCAACCUCUUCUGCAGCACUUAUUUUAAAAUUACUUCAGAGGCACCUUGUUGAGAUGUGGCUAGGAAUAAUCCAUGAUUCAUUAACUCACUUCAAGCAUAAACUUCUAAUAAAGUUUAAACUUUAUUAGAAAAAAUGUGCAAAACUUCUAAUGAAGAUGCAGAUUAAACCACAUUAACCCUGAUAGUGUUCCUCACCUGUGUACCCUAUGGAAUAAAUAAGUUCUCAAUUAACCUACUGAAAAGAUAUUUACUGAUCAUCUCUGUUUAGUACAGCAUAGAGAAGCAUGGGAGAUACACCAAGAAGGCCUAAUGUCACAUUUCCAGGGAAAGCACUACACAACCUGACAUGAAUUUGUGUAGAAGACUAACUUUGAGGUGAAAGGAAAUCAUAGAUAAUUUUCUGCUUUUGAACUCCAGGAAAAUGCUCUACUCAUUGGUAUAUGAAUUACAUGCUGACAGUUAAGCAGCUGCAUCAUCUCUUGAGCACAGUAGGUCAUUUUCACUCUCUUCAUAAUGUUUCAGAUGCUAUUUCUAGAGCAUACAGGGUGAGCUACUUAAUCACUCAGUAAUUACUGAGGUCUGUAAAAUGGCAAAUGCAUGCAUUUUGUUUAUGUAUUUUGAAAUACAUAAAAACUCUCCUAUUCUCUUGCAAUCUGUGUUACUCCACAGAGAACUUCUGUUGGCUGAGGGAGGCAUAACCUUCCACUAUCUAAAGUUAUUAAAACCGGGCUGACACCAAGCAUGUGUGAACAGAUUGGAGGGGAAAAAAGGUUUGCAAGGAAAAAAAACCCUAAGUUCUUUAAAAGUAGAAUUUCCUACAAUUGCAGAGUUAGUAUAUGAAGCACGGAACUAACUCUAACACUUUUUCUGUGGUUUUGACUGAAGAACCAUUUUUAUUGGGUGCUUAUAAAAUGCUGAAGUUGUAAUUUGAGGUAAUGAGGUGAAAAUGUGAAAUUGGUCUAGUUGUUUCAUUAGCAAUGGGACUGUCCUGUUCCUUGUCAAGUACAGAUCAUGAACUAUGGCUAUUUGUUGAUUAUCAUCUUGGAAAUAGUAAAUACAUUAAUUUGACAAACUCCAUGUAGAUUCUGAGAAUGGUUGGGUUACCUGUCAAACAGGGGAAGAAAUGGGCAGUUGGGGUGAGAAAGAUGAUAAAAAGUAUUUUCAUGUUUUCAGUGCCUUUCCUUUCAGGCAGUACAUGAAGUGGAGGAUGCUUUCAGCUUGGACCUUGGGAAAAGGGGAGGAGAGGAACAGUGGAGAGCAAAAGAGCUUGCUGCUUUUAUUCAUACCACUAUCCCUGUAGCUUCAGCUAUAUGGCUUGGAACUGGAACAGAUUGUUCCAAGAGUGCCCUCUGUGGGAGAUGAGGGGCUUACGAAUCCAGAUGAGACAGCGCCACCACCAAAAUGUGGGAAGGACUAGGGUAUCUAUCUAUCUGUCUAGGGUAUCUCUAUCAAUUCUAUUAGUUGGUCUGAAAUAACACAUUACCUAUGGCAAAGGAAGACUGUGAAAAAAAGGCACAGAGUUCUUUGCUGGAUUGUCUCCUUGAGGUGCAGCUGCUUUAUGCAAGACAGUAACUACUCCCUCAAAGCCUGUUACUUGAAAUUGCAAGUUAUCAGCAUGCUAAAGAAUACAUACAUUAUCCAGAUUAUUUUGAUUGGAAUGUGUUAGCGUUACCAAAUACCCAUACCUGAUUUCUGUGGUCAGUAUCAUGGACUCGAAGUAGAGAGUGCUAAUAUGCUGCCUGGCAGAGGAACAGACAUUUAAUGUAAUGGAGCCAUAAUGGGACUGAAAGAGCUGCUUGAUUAUUCACGGUCAUGAUUGUUCUGGUCUUGGUGGUGCCAACAUUCAGAUGAUACUGUUUGCAGUAAGCUGUUGUGAGACAUUGAACUAUGAAACAUAAAAGAUUAAAAAAUAUGAAAAACA
Messenger RNA from Catharus ustulatus (Swainson's thrush), 8877 nucleotides. It is a transcript of the gene GGPS1, whose product is annotated as geranylgeranyl diphosphate synthase 1. The coding region runs from base 1559 to 2458 and encodes 299 amino acids. The transcript is spliced from 4 exons. Lineage: Eukaryota; Metazoa; Chordata; Aves; Passeriformes; Turdidae. The record is from RefSeq and is a predicted model, not a curated record. Gene Ontology annotation, molecular function: prenyltransferase activity. Gene Ontology annotation, biological process: isoprenoid biosynthetic process.